Pseudoliparis swirei is the source of this 4429-nucleotide messenger RNA. It is a transcript of the gene pknox1.1, whose product is annotated as pbx/knotted 1 homeobox 1.1. The record is from RefSeq and is a predicted model, not a curated record. Gene Ontology annotation, biological process: angiogenesis; regulation of transcription by RNA polymerase II. Lineage: Eukaryota; Metazoa; Chordata; Actinopteri; Perciformes; Liparidae. Gene Ontology annotation, molecular function: RNA polymerase II cis-regulatory region sequence-specific DNA binding; DNA-binding transcription factor activity, RNA polymerase II-specific. The transcript is spliced from 10 exons. The coding region runs from base 1512 to 2882 and encodes 456 amino acids.
AUCAAACAAUCUGGGCCGCACGCAAAAAUGCCCCGGGGCGAGGAGCGCGGACCUAGUCAGGCCGGCGGAGGGUGUUUUUGGAUGGGAGGCAGAAGCGGCAGAGCUACGGGAAGAAUAAAAAAAUCUGUAUACAAGGGAGGGAGGUGGGGUAAAAAAAAUAUGUCGGCGUUUUGGGGGCAGAGGAGGAUUGUGGAAAAGCAAAGGGCGAGAGCGAGAAACGAGGCCCGACAGUCGUAACGUGUGCGCCGAGGGGAGGGGAAGCAGAGGACAGCUGUCCCCGCUUGAGUGAUUGACUGAUGUCGCAAAGACUUGAGCAACCGGGCUAGCCUGUGUGUGCAGCCGACGUGUGUUAAUAUCACUGCAGUUGAAUUAACUGUAUACAGAGAACAAUAAAUGCAUUGAUUGGAAAUGUUAAUUCAAAAAUGCUAAAGCCCUUGAAGCUGUUUUUGUUAUGUGGACAAAUUACUCUUCGUAUCAAUCCGCUGCGGGGUCCUGUUUUUGUACCUGGCUAGCUAGGUUAGCUUGUGUGUGUGUUUUUUGGCAUUGGUCCGCUUUCUAAAUAUGGCGCGUCUCCUUUGAUCUCACCGGGCGAGAAGCACUUUUAAGUGAACAGUUGUCGACCGUUAGCAGUAGCUCAGCCACACGGCCGCUCUCUAAGUUCCCUGUAGAGCAGCUUCGCGAGCUAACGGCAAUGUGGCGAUAACCUUCCAGCUAACGUUACAUAUUGUCUCGAGGCUCCGUCCUCAGAACUACUUCGUGUGCCGUCGCUGCUCUGGUCGCCGUUAGCGGGCUGGUGAGCAGCCGUUAGCGGGCUGGUGUGCAGCCGUUAGCGGGCUGGUGUGCAGCCGUUAGCGGGCUGGUGUGCAGCCGUUAGCGGGCUGGUGUGCAGCCGUUAGCGGGCUCAUGGAGGCUUUCUUCAACUUUUCUCUCCCCUUGCCGCCACAACCCGUGUGUGCUACCUCGGGGCUAGGCUAGGCUCGUCGUGGUGGGUGUGUUAGUAGCUACCGUCAGCUUUCCAUUCUUCUUAUUUUUAUUAUCUCUUGUGUAGAGUCGUGAACACACACGCGUUGCCACUACGAUACUCCCGUGUGUGUGAAUAUCAGCACAUCAUUUACAUUUUUUAUGAAACCCAUGUUUAUGUUUUCUUUAUUUCUGCAUCCUACAUAUAUCCUUCAAACGUUUUAUUUUGGAGGAAAUGUGUGCGCAUUGGCCUCGGUGGAAAAUGCUUAACUUUACCCAAAGUAACAUUAAGCAUUUAAUAUUCAUCAAUUCUGUUUUUGUUUUUCUAUAAACACAAACUUGUGUAUUCUCUUAUCACACUAACCCAGUUUUCCAAAACUACUGCUAAUCUCAAAGUGAAGUCAUUCCAUGAUUAGCUGUCUGUUCCUCACAUGCCUCUCCAGGCUCUGUUCCAGGUGGUCUAAUGUAAACUGUGUAUUGUGUAGGUGGGCCACCUGUCCCUGCUCUCUAUAAUGCCCCAGUGUUUGCAGCACCAGCAGUGAACAUCAGUGAUGGCAGCCCAGUCGGUUUCCAUAGACCAGUACCCGAAGGGAGAGCAGCAGAUGCAAGGUGUGGUAAAGGUAGACGGCGAGUCCGAGCAGAAGUUUCUUGAGGGGACGUUGGCGGAGACGCCCAGUCCGAUACCCACGGAGCCGCAGACACCCAUGGACGCAGACAAAGCCUCCAUAUACCGGCAUCCGCUGUUCCCCCUCCUGGCCCUGCUGUUUGAGAAGUGUGAGCAGUCCACGCUGAGCGCUGAUUGCAUCACCUCGGCGAGCUUCGACGUGGACAUUGAGAACUUUGUCCGCAGCCAGGAGAAGGAAGGCAAGCCCUUCUUCAGCGAGGACCCCGAACUCGACAACCUGAUGGUGAAGGCCAUCCAGGUGCUCCGAAUCCACCUGCUGGAGCUGGAGAAGGUGAGUGACCUGUGUAAGGACUUCUGCAGCCGCUACAUCGCCUGUCUCAAGACCAAGAUGAACAGCGAGACCCUGCUGAGUGGAGAUCCAGGGAGCCCGUACUCCCCCGUACAAGGCCAGGUUCAGGGUUUCUCCCCCACCAAGACUCCGUUAUGGACUACCCCAAGCUCUAUCUCGGGGACCAUCAGCCCCCAGGGUCAAAUUGUGGUGCCGGCGUCGGCUCUGCAGCAAGGGAACAUUACCGUGACAGCAGUCAACCCCGCCCAGGUGGUUGCAGGUAUGUCACCAUGGCAUACAACAACUCCCCCAGGGGGCACGGUGUACCAGCCCGUCACAGUCGUCACCCCACAGGGCCAGGUGGUCACACAGGCUCUGUCUCCGGGGACGAUACGCGUCCAAAACAAUCAGCUCCAGCUGCAGUUCCACCAGGACCUGAACCUCUUCAAUCACGACGACAACUCGUCCAAGAACAAGCGCGGCGUUCUGCCCAAACACGCCACCAACGUCAUGCGCUCGUGGCUCUUCCAGCACAUCGGGCACCCAUACCCAACGGAGGAUGAGAAGAAACAGAUUGCCACUCAGACCAACCUGACACUGCUGCAGGUCAACAACUGGUUUAUAAACGCACGGAGGCGGAUCCUGCAGCCCAUGUUGGACGCCAGCUCCUCCGAGACGCCCAAAGCCAAGAAGAAGACGCCUCAGAACCGGCCCCUGCAGCGCUUCUGGCCCGACUCCAUCGCCACCGGGGGGGGCAACCAGCAGCAAGUCACCUUGCCCGACGGCACGAUGGUGACGAUGAACAUGGAGGGUCUGCAGAGCCUGACGUCCGACGGCGCCACGCUGGCGGUGCAGCAGGUGAUGAUGGGCGGCCACAGCGAGGACGAGUCGGGGGACGAGGACGACGAGGAUGACGAAGACGCGGACAUGGCCGGGCUGGGCCUGGACCACAGCGACUCGCUGCAGUAGAGGACACACACACUCCCUCACUCUGGUCUACACAGGACGGGCGCCAACAGGCCGUCGGUUGCUGUGUGUGUGUGGAUCACAGUACACACACACACACACACUCACUCACUAGGUUUACAUAGAGCACAACAGAGCGGUCCUGCACUCUUCCAGCCCUCCACCCUGCUGAAUGGCAGUUUUUGGCCGUCUGCGUGUGAACAUCAGGAGUUUCAUUUCAGAAACAGUUUUGUUUUUUUAUUACUUAGUUGAUGUAUGCGAGUGCACUUUUUUUGUAUAUUUAAACUCAACCGGAUUAAAUCAAAACAAACGGAAGAAGAAGAGAGAAAAAAGAAGUGUUAAAAACACUCGAAGCGUUUGAUGCUCCAUGAAAUGACUGAUUUGUGAUUUAUUUUCUCGGCCCCCUCCCCCGUUGAAUUCUCUUUUUUGGAUGCCAACGUUUGGAGUCGUCUCUGAGGGUUUGUCUUUUUGCAUGCUUGUGUUUUGAGUAGAUGUGCACCGACUCCACGGCUCCCACACAGCGGAGAGGUGAGGGAUGAGAAGAAGAAAAAGGAGAUGCUUAUUUUUAUAUACAAAUGUUUGAAAUUAGUGUUUGUUUGUUGUUUCUUUUUAAAUUUGUGUUCUCCUGUUUUGUAAGGAAAUAUUUAUGUACAUAUUCAUAAUUGAAGCUUGCGACCCUGUUUUCCAGGGUUCUUUGAAGUUUUCUAAGAAACAAGAUAAAUUAAUUGAAUGCUGAUGAAAAUUGCUCUUUCAAUUGUUUUUUAAAUGUACAAUAACAUCAAGGCCUUACCGGUGUUCCUAAAAAAAAAGAAUUAUUUCCAGAAGCACAAAAAGAAAGUCUGACACUUUUUUGAAAUUGGUCAACAGGACACUAAACUACAGAACUCUCUGUAACGCAUCGCUGAUGAUUUUACUUUGUCAACUGCAACUUUGCAGUUCUCCCAUUUCUUUAAGUAGAAGCCCAGUGUCGCCCUCCGGUGUGCAUCAUCACUCUUUGAAUCAUUUGACAGUUAUGGCGUAUUUCCCAAAUGCACAAUCCAGAACACUAUGCUAAUCACACAAUCACGAGGGUCUGAGUAACCGGUGAGAGAUUAUGAAUUGACAAGAAGCAGUGGACUUUUUGCACGUGUCAAACCUUAUUUUAUUUAUGUACACACACGUUCUCCGGAGAGCAGCUGGAUGUUCCCGGUCCGCUGCCUGGAGGACUUCGGCCUCUGUCGGCCUCCCUGCCACGGCAUGUCGUGAAAGAUUUAAAAUCUCUUUAUCAAUAUGUUGAUGUGACUUCACAGAUUGGGGUGCCUCUUGUGUUUUUAAUAUUUGUAAUAAUGUACUUUACAACAAUGUGUCUGUCGAUAGGUGCAGCAAUCUGGUUCCAAUCCUUUUUUUGUGAAGUUGAAGCGGUUGGUUUCCGGGCGCGGUGGCCCCCGGCCCUCGCCGACCUCUCACCCCCACUCGCAUCGCUCUCGCUUUUUAUGAAGCGGUGUUCACGUUUUCUCUUGUCUGUUCUGGCCUUAGAGCUUUCUAUUUUGGAAUAAAUGAUGCCUAACUGC